This is a messenger RNA of Puntigrus tetrazona (Sumatra barb), 2489 nucleotides long. It is a transcript of the gene mmadhcb, whose product is annotated as metabolism of cobalamin associated Db. Gene Ontology annotation, cellular component: mitochondrion. The record is from RefSeq and is a predicted model, not a curated record. NCBI's taxonomy places the organism in Eukaryota, Metazoa, Chordata, Actinopteri, Cypriniformes, Cyprinidae. Gene Ontology annotation, biological process: cobalamin metabolic process. The transcript is spliced from 8 exons. The coding region runs from base 141 to 1028 and encodes 295 amino acids.
CGGACGUUCUUGUGUUUGUCCUUUACACGCUGCCGUCGUUACGUAAUCAAAGGUUAAACAAGACUAGCUUUUAGCAAGCUAACAGCUUACGUCAAUCUCACAAAAUUCAGGUACACCGUAAACAAGAGAAGCCCAACAGGAUGACCAGUGUGCUCUGCAGCAGAGCUCGGCUGGUGUCAUACCUGCCAGGGCUUCACGUUCUAGUUCAUCGUGUCGUUGGAGCCAGGACCUUCUCCGGGGCCCCAGGCUCAGACGAGCCACACUUUCACAGCAGUACCCCUGACACUGCACAAAGGACAGUGUGGCCAGAUGAGACCAUGGGCCCGUUCGGACCUCAGGAUAAGCGUUUCCAGUUGCCGGGUAACAUGGGUUUCGACUGUCAUUUGGAGGGUCCAGCGGAGCAGAGGACCUCACCGAUCCGCAGCUCCAUGCCAGACGUGCUCACUGCUCAGUCCAGCAGCGAAAGACACAACUUCAUCCUGGCCCAUUUCAUCCACGAGCUUCAUGAAAGUGACAAAGCAUCCACAGAACAGAACUUGGAUAAAGAAGAGCACUUUUUUGAUCAUUCCAGUGUGGAGUGUGCCAUUCAGUCCUGCCCAGAAUUGUUAAAGAAAGAUUUUGAGUCCAUGUUCCCCGAGGCCCCGUCAACCGGCAUGAUGGUGGUCACAGUGACUCAGAAAACACAGAACGACAUGACGGCCUGGACUGAGCAAGUGGACCAGGAGAGAGAAGAGCUGCUUGCUAAAUUCGUUGAAGGUGCAAAGGAGAUAUGCCAUGCUCUCCGAACGGAAGGAUUCUGGGCUGAUUUCAUAGACCCAUCGUCUGGACUUGAGUUCUUCGGUUCAUACACGAACAACACGCUCUUUGAAACGGAUGAAAGGUAUCGUCAUUUAGGUUUUCAGAUCGAGGACCUGGGCUGUUGUAAAGUGAUUCGGCACGUCAUGUGGGGGGCGCAUGUUUUUGUGGGCACGCUUUUCACAACGGCGCCAUCCGACAGCCAGAUCAUGAAGAAGCUACAAGGGAACUAAAGCGAAUUAGUUAAAGAUGCUGAGUCGGCUUGGGAACACUAUUAAUAUCAAAACCAAACCUCACUUUUGAGAUGACUAGCACAAUCAGAACACGCUUAUAUCCCAUAAUGCACUUAGUGAAGUUGCCCAAUGGCUGCUGCUGGAAAUGUGGAUUUAUUUUUGUACAUCAGAAAACACUUUUGGCGUGACUUUAAUUUUCUUUUCCUGUACGAUGCCUUUCUUCUACUACAGACCUCAAAGCAACUAAAAUGUGACUGUUGCUCUAUUCAAAUGUGUAUUUGGUCAUUUUUUUGUCCGUGUGUUAUAAUUAAAAAGUGUUAGUAGUGAUUAAAAGCUUAUAAGUUUAAUUUGUAGGAUUGUCAGAUAUCUCCAUAGCUUUAUGAUAGGCACAAUAAAUAAUUAAGGAGUCUCACUGGCUGUAAUGUUGGUUUAUUGUUCGUGUGAACAGUUUGGACCUGAUGACCUUCACGUAAAACCAUCCAUUAAUCUGAAUGCUUGAGCUAGCAUUGUGUAAGGCCUUUAUCACUCAGUAGUGACUUUCUUUUCAAGUGAGUAGACUUGGCACAUUAAAGCAGAGUUAGUAUAACUGACAUUUUAUUAAUACUCUUGUGCAUGAAGUAGACGCUUACUGUUUCUUCAAUAUCAGGUGCUUGGAGUGUGGACUACUGAUAAAUUAAUUGUACUGCAAAAACACAUUAUUUCUGUUAUUCAUUAUAUAACUAAUGUUAAAACGUACGAGUAUCAGUAACUGUCUGGUUUUAGUCUUUAACCUGUACGGUGGAUGUUUUUUGGCAUUAUUAGCCUGAAGCGAUCAAAGCCGACAGCUGCCGUUGUCAAUGUCUCACGGGGGUCUUUAGAAUUCAUUCAGACGCACAGCAGAUGGACUAUAAUCAUUCUUCUUUAAACUCUGACACUAUCAUUAUUGCAGACAGUUCUUCACUCUCCAUUAGUACGUGCCCGUCAGUGAGUUGUGCUUUUCAAUCAAAUGGCCCUUACGGCUGAUCUCUCCUUGACGGAAAGUCACAAAACAAAAACCGUAAAGGUUCAUUUAUUUAAAUCCUUUGCAUUAUGUUAGAUGAAAUAGCUUCUCGGUCGUUCGUAAAAGCACAUUAAAUCCAUAUAUACUGUCUCUUCCUGCAGUAACCGGCAUCUGAUCUCGUUUAAGACAUUAAUGCGGUUGAUCAAAGGGCAGUGUGUGGAUGGUGACGUGUUUUAGAGACAGCAGUCAUCACCCCGUGCCUGUCUGAUUGACACGGCUAUCAAUUAGAUGUAAUUGUCCUGCUAAAACUUGCUUCCUUCUCUGUGUUUGUCGGUUAAGUUUACUAUUUAACUGUUUCACUGAACUCGAACCGUCAGGCCAAGCAACUAAUUAACAACAUGAUUACUAUGUCAGCUUGUCUUUUUAUCAUUCUGAAAGAACGGUGUUUAAAUUUAUAAAUAAACUUUGUGUUGUGAGGAGGA